Molecule: messenger RNA, 648 nt
Organism: Trichoderma asperellum CBS 433.97
Lineage: Eukaryota; Fungi; Ascomycota; Sordariomycetes; Hypocreales; Hypocreaceae
Molecular function (GO): acyltransferase activity, transferring groups other than amino-acyl groups
Source: RefSeq, a predicted model, not a curated record
CCAUAUAUCGAGCGCUUCAAUCCACACUCCAUCACCAUGGCUGUUCUCUCUCAAGACGAAAUAAACAGAGGUCUCGGCAUCAGGAAGGCCACAGUGCAAGAUUUGUCCUUUUUGCAGGCUAUCGUCAAUGCCAGCUACUCGAAAUACAUCGAGCGGAUGGGAAAGCCCCCUGCGCCGAUGCUCCUAAAUUAUGACGAAUUACCCAAAGGACAAGAUAUUUUCGUUUUGGAGACUAUUUCUGAUGAAAAAGGCUCUGAAAUUGUUGGCUCGAUUACACUUGCCAUGGAUGAUGCAGACGGUGCGGUCAAGAUCAGCAAUGUGGUUGUUGGGCCUGCAGCUCAAGGGCGAGGAUAUGGCCGUACGCUGAUGGAUUUUGCAGAGGGAGUGGCAAGAGACAAGGGUGUCGAUUCGCUGGUUCUAUAUACUAAUGCAAAGAUGCAUGAGAAUAUCAGCCUGUAUCCAAAAUUUGGGUAUAUAGAGACGGGGAGAAAGAGCGAAGAUGGUUACGAUCGAGUGUAUUUUCGCAAGCAGCUGAAGGACUAGGGUUGCCUGUAAGCAUGAUGCAAGGUAUAUCUGUAGUUGCCUCGUUGAUAAGAAGGAUUCUAAACCAUGAUAUGAUUAGUGAAAGUAACAUUAGUAAUGACUGAG